Messenger RNA from Polistes canadensis, 2498 nucleotides. It is a transcript of the gene Ttc30, whose product is annotated as tetratricopeptide repeat protein 30A. The transcript is spliced from 10 exons. Gene Ontology annotation, molecular function: protein binding; intraciliary transport particle B binding. The coding region runs from base 446 to 2422 and encodes 658 amino acids. Gene Ontology annotation, cellular component: axonemal microtubule; intraciliary transport particle B. Gene Ontology annotation, biological process: intraciliary transport. The record is from RefSeq and is a predicted model, not a curated record. NCBI's taxonomy places the organism in Eukaryota, Metazoa, Arthropoda, Insecta, Hymenoptera, Vespidae.
AGUCAAUAAUAGAUUAGCAGUCAAUUUCAGACCAGUAGGAAAAGAUUUUCUCAUAUAUUAUAUAUUAUUAUUCUAUUUGUAUAUAUAUAGAAAAAUAUGCUUGUUAGUACACCAAUUUGGAUACAUUUAUAUGUAUUGAAAGCUUGAUACAUUUUACAGGAUAAGAUUAGUGGACAUGGAACAUUCUCCUAAAGACGUGGAACGACUGCAAGAAUAUUAUUGACCACAGAUGUAUUUAUAUACAUAUAUAGUUAAUGUUUAUGUAGCAUGUUGCGUGAGUGUGAGAAAUAAACUUGCUAGAUGAUACCAAGCGAUAAUUCUUGUUACUGUGACGACGCGUUCUUUGGCUUGUCAAAACAAUACACGUGACACGAUCGUGUUCUACGUAUGAAAGUUUUUGGGUCGUUUCUUGUUAGUGUAAUUAUUUUUAUUAGAAAUAUUUAAAAUGAAUACUUUUAUACAAAAUGUAUAUAUUAAAGACGGAGAAUAUACGAAAACAAUUUAUUCUAUGAUCAAGGAACAACGAUAUGCAGACACAAUUAAGGUGUUACUUACUCUUUUCGAGUCUCAUCCUGAUUCUAGACCUUGUUUAUCACUUCUUGCUCAUUGUCAUUUUUAUAUGCAAGACUUUGCAGCAGCAGCUACCUGUUACGAAAAGUUGGUUCAAAUAUAUCCAGAAGAAAAUAUAUAUAAAUUGUAUCAUGCUCAAUCUUUGCAUCAGGCUUGCAUGUAUCAAGAAGCUUGGUCGGUUUCCUUAACUGUCAUUGAUUCGAGUAAUUUAAAUUAUAAAGUAAAGAAAUUACAAGCAGCUAUAAAGUAUGGUCAAGAAGAUAUGGUAGCUGCAAAAAAUCUUGUAGAUCAAUGUCUACUCGAUGAUGUGGAUACAGAAGUAAAUUUAGGAUGUCUGUUAUAUAAGGAAGAGGAAUAUGAACAAGCUUUAAAAAAAUUUACGAAUGCUUUACAAAUUACAGGAUUUAAAUCUCAUUUGUCUUAUAAUGUCGCACUUUCUUAUUUCAAAUUAAAAGAAUAUGCAGCUUCUUUGAAACAUAUUGCUGAUAUUAUCGAGCAAGGAAUUAGAGAACAUCCGGAAUUAGGUGUGGGUAUGGCAACGGAAGGUAUCGAAGUUCGUAGUGUCGGAAACACGCUUAUUCUCCAUGAAACAGCUUUAACAGAAGCUUUUAAUCUUAAAGCUGCAAUAGAAUACCAGUUGCAAAAUUAUGAAGCUGCUAAAGAAGCAUUAACCGAUAUGCCUCCACGUUCUGAAGAAGAAUUAGAUGCAGUUACAUUACAUAAUCAAGCAUUAUUAAAUAUGGAUACAAAACCUAGUGAAGGAUUCGAAAAAUUACAGUUCUUGUUACAACAGAAUCCUUUUCCACCUGAAACAUUUGCUAAUUUACUAUUGUUAUAUUGUAAAUAUCAGUAUUAUGAUUUAGCGGCAGAUGUUUUAGCUGAAAAUGUACAUUUAACAUACAAGUAUUUGACACCGUAUUUAUAUGAUUUCCUGGAUGCAUUAAUUACACAACAAACUUCGCCAGAAGAAGCAUAUCGCAAAUUUGAUGAUCUUGCUAACAAGCAUACUGAAACAUUGCGAAAGGCAACUAAACAGGUUCAAGAAGCAAGAUUGAACCAUGACGAUAAUGCUGUUAAAAAAGCUGUUACUGAUUAUGAAGAAGCCUUAGAUAGAUAUGUGCCUGUUUUAAUGGCACAAGCUAAAAUAUAUUGGGACAGAGAGAAUUAUGUACAAGUAGAAAAAAUUUUUAGAAAGAGCGUCGAAUUUUGUAAUGAGCAUGAUAUAUGGAAAUUGAACGUUGCGCAUACUUUGUUUAUGCAAGAAAAUAAGUUUAAAGAAGCGACAGGUUUUUAUGAACCAAUAGUCAGAAAAAAAUAUGAUAAUAUAUUAGAUACAAGCGCUAUAGUGCUAGCAAAUUUGUGCGUAAGUUAUAUCAUGACAUCUCAAAAUGCAGAUGCCGAAGAAUUAAUGAAAAAAAUAGAAAAGGAAGAAGAGAAAAUAUCGUUUGAAGAUCAAGAUAAAAAAUUAUUUCAUCUCUGUAUAGUUAAUUUAGUAAUCGGAACUCUAUACUGUUCUAAAGGCAACUACGAAUUUGGGAUAUCCAGAGUGAUGAAAAGUUUAGAACCUUAUAAUAAAAAACUAGGAACGGAUACUUGGUUUUAUGCUAAAAGAUGUUUUCUCUCUCUCUUAGAACAAUUAGCUAAACAACUUGUUGUUUUAAAAGAUACCAGUUUACAAGAAUGUAUUCAGUUUCUGGAACAUUGUGAAGUUUAUGGACGAGACAUACCUACUGUAAUAGAACAAUCUUUUGAUGUACAAGAUAUUCUAACAGUGGCACCUCAAGAAACGCAAACUGUUGUAUACGAAGCAAGGUAUUUGAAGUCAUUGUUUCUAAAGUUACAAAUGUCUUAAAGAUAUACAUAUGGUAAUAAAAUAAAAUUUGUAUUUAAUAUGCUCUUAGAAUGAUUUUCAAUAAAAUGCAUGUAUA